GGCGGAAGCGAACUGCCAGCCUGGAAAGUCGCUUGGCACAGCUACGCGAUGAGUGCGCGAGGAAAGAGUCACAGCUAGCAGAACAGGCAUCGAAGAUGGCCCUACUGAAAAACGACUUUUCGAGGAGAGUGUCCGAGCUCACAUCGCAGAGGAAAAUAUCAGAGCUCGCUAUCAUAUCGAAGCAGCUAGCGGAAGCAUCUACACCUC
Perkinsus marinus ATCC 50983 is the source of this 207-nucleotide messenger RNA. RefSeq lists its product as hypothetical. The transcript has a single exon. The record is from RefSeq and is a predicted model, not a curated record. The annotation marks the transcript as partial. Lineage: Eukaryota; Perkinsozoa; Perkinsida; Perkinsidae.